GUGAUCCUCCUUGUGUCCACAACCCAACAUUUUAUUCCGCUUUUCCUCUGUCUUCUACUUCUUCUUCUUCAUCCUCUCUUCUUCUCCAAACCCUAAUUUUCACAAACCCUCAAAACAUUGAAUAUAUAUUUUAAGAAAUCUUCAGCAUAUACUUAUCAUCUCAAAUUUGAAGCAAGUACAAAUUCCUCUUAGUUUCUUGAUCAUCUGUUUACAGCCAAAAACACUAAUAGAUAUUCUUCUUACAUACACACAUAUAUAGAGAUUAUAUAGGCAAUAUAUAUAUGGCUUCCUCAUCAGAACUAAGCUUGGACUGCAAGCCACAAAGCUACUCUAUGCUUUUGAAAUCCUUUGGGGAGAAUUUUCAGAGCGAUCAAACCACACAAAAGCUUGAAGAUCUUCUUUCUCGCCUCGAACAAGAACGUCUCAAGAUCGAUGCUUUCAAGCGCGAGCUCCCCCUUUGCAUGCAGCUCCUUAACAAUGCUGUGGAAGUUUACAAACAACAGCUAGAAGCAUAUCGAGCAAAUAACAACAACCAAAGUGUUGUCACAAGACCGGUUCUUGAAGAGUUCAUCCCCUUAAGAAACCAACCCGAAAAGGCGAAUAAUUGGAUGACGACUGCUCAGCUUUGGAGCCAACCUGAAACCAAACCUAAAAGCAUUGAUCAAACUACAGAUCAGUCUCCAAAAGACGAGCUUGCUAGUAGUCCAAAACUCGGACAUGUUGAUGCGAAACAAAGAAAUGGCGGUGGUGCUUUUCAUCCUUUCUCUAAGGAACAACAUUUGCCUGAAUUAGCUCUAUCUACGGAGGUCAAAAGGUUCUCUCCGACCAAUGAACAUCCUAAUGACCAUGGUAAUGAUGAGAGCAUAAUAAAUAGUGGUAAAAACAACAAUAAUAAUAUCAAUUCGAAUAGCAAUGGAGUUUCUUCUACAACAAGUCAAAGUAAUAGAAAGGCACGGCGUUGCUGGUCGCCGGAUUUGCACAGGAGAUUUGUCCAAGCUCUUCAAAUGCUUGGUGGUUCUCAAGUGGCUACACCAAAACAGAUAAGGGAGCUGAUGAAAGUCGAUGGUUUGACCAAUGAUGAAGUCAAAAGUCAUCUCCAGAAAUAUCGGCUUCACACUAGAAGACCAAGCCCAAGCCCACAAACAUCAGGUGGACAAGGUCCUCAUUUAGUGGUCCUUGGUGGCAUAUGGGUUCCACCAGAGUACACCACUGCACACGGCGGCACUCCAACCCUCUACCACCACCAAGUUCACCACCACCAUGGCAACGCGGCGACGCAGCCUCCACAACACUUUUGCUCUUCUCAAGAAUUCUACACAACUCCGCCUACACCGCAGCCACUCCAUCACCAACACUUCCAAACAUUCAACGGCUCAUCCGCCGGUGGUGCCACGUCCAACGAUUCAGCUCAUCAUCAGUUAACGGAUAGUGCCACCGAUGAAGGGAAGUCUCUCGAGAGUGGUGGUGGAGAGGGAAAAGGAUUGGCUGCUCUGAGGGAGGAAGGUGAAGAUCAGAGUAAUAUCAAUGGAAGCGAAAUAACUCUGAAAUUCUAAAAACAUUCUUCUUGAUUAAUUAGAGGGAAAGAUUAUAGGUUAAGGUUUGUGGGUGGCUAUGUGAAUGUGACUAAAUUCAUUGCUUGUAUCUCUCUAUGUACUUCUGAGUAGAAAAAUGAACCGUAGGAGGCAGUGAGUGUUUUAUCGAAUUUAUGAUUAACUAUCA
Molecule: messenger RNA, 1719 nt
Organism: Brassica oleracea var. oleracea
Lineage: Eukaryota; Viridiplantae; Streptophyta; Magnoliopsida; Brassicales; Brassicaceae
Exons: 4
Coding region: 282-1553 (423 amino acids)
Biological process (GO): regulation of DNA-templated transcription
Molecular function (GO): DNA-binding transcription factor activity; DNA binding
Source: RefSeq, a predicted model, not a curated record